This is a messenger RNA of Sinocyclocheilus anshuiensis, 1398 nucleotides long. Its product is annotated as junctional adhesion molecule B-like. The record is from RefSeq and is a predicted model, not a curated record. Bases 37 to 1035 code for a protein of 332 amino acids. Gene Ontology annotation, cellular component: tight junction; cell surface; protein complex involved in cell adhesion. NCBI's taxonomy places the organism in Eukaryota, Metazoa, Chordata, Actinopteri, Cypriniformes, Cyprinidae. Gene Ontology annotation, biological process: leukocyte cell-cell adhesion. The transcript is spliced from 10 exons.
UCAGUUCUCUGACGGUUUUACCGUAAUAGGCCGUUUAUGCGCGACCCUCUAAAUAACGUGGCGGCUAGAUUGACCGUGCUUUUCGACUUGGCGGCUGGCUUGACCGCAGUGACUAACCUGAAGAUGAGCACAGCACACAUACUAACCUUCCCCGCUCUGCUCAUGCUGCUCUACAUUCCUAGCUCAGAUUCUGUUACUGUGACGACAAGCAAAGCCAAAGUGGAGGUACAUGAAAACACAAAUGCUGUCCUGUCCUGUGAAUUCAAGACGGAGAAAGAAACAAACCCACGUGUUGAAUGGAAGAAGAGAGGCAAAGAUGUUUCGUAUGUUUAUUUUGAUGGAGAUUUUACAGGUUCAUUUAAGGGCAGUGCAUCCAUCAACGGGGCAACAAUGACCCUCCGUGGUGUUACACAGAAAGACUCAGGAGUGUAUCAUUGCGAAGUCACAGCCCGCCAUGACAAAAUCAAGCUGGGGGAGGUCACUGUCACCCUCAAUGUGCUUGUGGCACCACAUGCGCCGUCAUGUGAGGUCCCAGAAACAGUCAUGAGAGGAUUUUCUGCAGAGCUCCACUGCAAAGACAAACUGAGUGUUCCCACUGCCACCUACAGCUGGUACAAAGACAACAAACCACUUCACACAAGCAAUCUCCCUGAAAUCAACUACACCCUGGACCCCAAAACAGGGACUCUGAAGUUCAAGGUGGUGUCAAAAUCUGAUGAGGGUCAGUAUCGAUGUGAGGCCUCCAAUGGGGUGGGGGCACCCAAAAGUUGUGCAGGCCGGCAUAUGAAGAUAACUGAAUUUGAGCUGAACAUGCCAGUAGUUAUAGCAAUAGAAGUGGGAGCGUUCCUGUUCCUCCUCUCGUGCUGUGUUGCCAUCUGUCUGUGCUGCAGAAGAGGGUGCUGUUGUUGCUGCUGCCGCAAGAAUAAAGGAGAGACAAAACAAAGUUAUUUCUUUGCACUUUUCAGCAGAACAAAGACCAGCUAUAACCCUCCAGAUCCGAGACGCUACAAACAUACACAAUCCUUUGUGCUAUGACGUGUGCACAUACUGGACAGUGCUGUGCUAAAAGAAGUGAAGUUUCUUUUGUGUUACUGUAAAAAGCUUUUUAUUUUUCAAUUUGAGUAUUCAUUUUUUUAGAUAGCAUGUAGUAUUUUAAUUGUCUCAUAUCUGUUUGACUUCUCACAACUAAGCUUUACUUGUCUCAGGAUGUCUCUAAAGUCCUUUAAUCAUCAUACACUCAAUGUUUUAGUAGACAUGAAUCACAAGCACCUUGACUUGUUUCAUUCAGAAGUAUAAUCUGUUGUCUGAUGAUGGGUAUUUCUCAAUGAAAUGCCACUUGCUUAUUAAAGGAAUAGUUCACCCAAAAAGAUUUGAUGCUCUAUCAAUCAUUUACCCUCA